AUGUCGCCGCCGUCCGAGCUCAACCAGACUUCGCCGAUCCACGAAACAUGUGAUGGCAUCGAGCUACUCCUAGCGCCCGCAGACACGGAUGAGCAGGCGUUUCAGGGCCUUGUCGUCUCGACUCGGGAUGAACAUCGUCGCUACAUCGUGCCGGAAAGCUCGUCAGUAUCCGUGUCGCCUAGGCUACCAAGCGGGAGUGAUCCACGGCGAUACAACCACAGCGUCGCAUUCGCGCCCUCGACUCGCAGCCAGAUCGAGUUUCGGUAG
Messenger RNA from Diaporthe amygdali, 267 nucleotides. RefSeq lists its product as uncharacterized. NCBI's taxonomy places the organism in Eukaryota, Fungi, Ascomycota, Sordariomycetes, Diaporthales, Diaporthaceae. The record is from RefSeq and is a predicted model, not a curated record. Bases 1 to 267 code for a protein of 88 amino acids. The transcript has a single exon.